Tripterygium wilfordii is the source of this 919-nucleotide messenger RNA. RefSeq names its product putative H/ACA ribonucleoprotein complex subunit 1-like protein 1. Lineage: Eukaryota; Viridiplantae; Streptophyta; Magnoliopsida; Celastrales; Celastraceae. The coding region runs from base 82 to 696 and encodes 204 amino acids. The record is from RefSeq and is a predicted model, not a curated record. Gene Ontology annotation, cellular component: box H/ACA snoRNP complex. Gene Ontology annotation, biological process: snoRNA guided rRNA pseudouridine synthesis; ribosome biogenesis. Gene Ontology annotation, molecular function: box H/ACA snoRNA binding. The transcript is spliced from 4 exons.
AAACGCGUAAACAACGAGCAUAAUCGGCCACUCAAACAACACAAGGGAAGUAGCACAUCUGUACCGAAAAACUAUACAGUCAUGCGGCCCCCGAGAGGUGGCGGAGGGUUCAGGGGUGGCCGUGAUGGUGGAGGAGGGUUCAGGGGUGGCCGUGACGGUGGACGAGGUGGCGGAUUUAGAGGAGGCCGGGGGUUUGGUGGUCGCGGAGGUGGACGUGGUGGUGGCGGUGGUGGUUGGCGUGAUGAAGGCCCUCCCGCAGAAGUUGUUGAGAUUUCUAGUUUUCUUCAUGCGUGUGAAGGUGACGCAGUUACAAAGCUUACCAAUGAGAAAAUACCUUUCUUUAAUGCCCCAAUCUAUCUUCAGAACAAGACCCCGAUUGGCAAAGUUGAUGAAAUCUUUGGUCCUAUCAAUGAGUCUUUAUUUUCUGUUAAAAUGAGUGAAGGCAUUGUGGCAACUUCAUAUCAACAAGGUGAUAAGUUCUACAUUGACCCAGCAAAGCUUUUGCCUCUUGCAAGAUUUCUGCCUCAACCAAAGGGACAAUUUCAAGCUGGUGGAAGAGGCGGUCGUGGUGGAGGCAGAGGCGGUGGUAGAGGCGGUGGCCGUGGCGGUUUUCGUGGAAGAGGUGGCCCGAGGGGUGGUAGAGGUCCUCCUAGGGGUGGCCGUGGUGGUGGAUUUAGAGGCAGAGGAAGGUCAUAGAUCAAUGUCAUGUAAUGUUUUGAACGAUGUGUUUCUCCUGUAAUUUCUUUUCCAAUGGCAAUGUGCACACAAUAAUUCAAAUUUGAUUGCUGAUCUCUGUUGAAACUUAUGGCUGUUAGUUUGCCAAUUUUUAUUUGCUCAAUUAUGUUAUUCCCAAUUGUGGUUUGCUUUGGAUUGGAUCAUGGACAUCUUAUGAGAUUUGGCUAGCUUCCUAAAAUGAUCA